UCUACCACACUACUACCAUCUUCCCUCUACUGCUGGACCCACUUAUGCACGCCCACGGCGCAAGAUAGCCUCCAUCGCUGCCACCUUUAAAAGAUGAUGGGCUCGGAGAAUCAAGGUGAAGUCCAUCUACGAGCACCGAGAGUCGCUUCAAUGGAGAGCUUGACCCUCAACGAUGAAGAUUUGACCUCGAAAUCCUACGCGAGUUACGUAAGUGCCAUGACUACGCUUUCCAACUCCCAACACCCCCUAUUGCCGUCGAUCGUCGCUACCCCUGCCGACGCCGAUCCACUCCUUUUCCCGGCGCAGCCACUCUCCCCGGUCGGAGCAUCAAAUUCUCCGCAGAAACCUUAUCUUGAGCCUCCAUCCUAUGCUGAUGCAGUGUUUAACCCUCUCGACCAACUCGCCAGCUCCGGCGAAGAAGCGAACGGCGGGCAGAGCCCCGUCGGACACUCCGAUAAGUCGGUAAUGUUUCCUAGAUCCCCUUCCUCGAGUUCGGAGCAUUUGAAAGUUGCGGUUUCCAAUCCGCAAAAAGAGAUGGAGUCCUCGAAUUCAAUUGUUCCGGGAGGUAACACUUUUGUUACCUAUUUGAUUACUACGAAAACGAACAUACCGGAAUAUGGCGGAUCAGAGUUCAGUGUCCGGAGGCGGUUCAAAGACGUGGUAGCAUUGGCGGAUAGAUUGAAUGAAGCUUACAGAGGGUAUUUUAUUCCUCCCAGGCCAGACAAGAGUGUAGUGGAGAGUCAAGUGAUGCAAAAACAAGAAUUUGUGGAGCAAAGGAGGGUGGCAUUGGAGAGGUACUUGAAGAGGCUUGCAGCACAUCCUGUGAUCAAGAAGAGCAAUGAAUUAAGAGCCUUCUUGCAAAGCACUGAUGGGGCAUCAAGGGUGCUCGAUGAGACAGCCAAGCUCCCAAAUCAGUUCUUUCCGGACUCUAGGAAUGCAGUUCAGCCACAGGAUGUGGUGCAACCAGCAAGAGGUGGGAGGGAUUUGCUGAGAUUGUUUAGGGAAUUGAAACAGUCAGUUGUAAAUGAUUGGGGUGGAUCGAGGCCACGGGUGGAGGAGGAUGAUAAGGAGUUUCUGGAGAAGAAAGAAAGAUUGCAUGAACUUGAGCAAAAUCUGACCACUGCAUCAAAGCAGGCUGAAUUGCUUGUUAAAGAACAACAAGAUAUGUCCGAGACCAUGGGACAAUUAGGGCUAGCGUUUCUUAAAUUGACAAAAUUUGAGAAUGAGCGGGCGAUGUUGAACACACAGAAAGUACGUGCUGCUGAUAUGAAAAAUGUGGCAACUGCAGCAGUUAAAGCAAGCAGAUUGUACCGUGAACUAAAUGCACAGACUGUGAAGCAUUUGGAUGUCCUACAUGAGCACCUGGGGCUAAUGUUGGCGGUGCAUGGUGCAUUUUCCGAUCGGUCAAGUGCAUUACUAACAGUACAGACUCUUCUAUCAGAAUUGUCCUCUCUAAAUUCUAAGGCUGAAAAACUUGAAACAACAUCACCAAAAAAAUUUGGAGGUGAUAAAUUAAAGAUUCAAAAAUUGGAUGAAUUGAGGGGUACUAUUAGAGCCACUGAGGAUGCUAAAAGCUGUGCAAUCAGAGAAUAUGAACACAUCAAGGAAAUUAAUAGAAUUGAAAUGGGAAGACUUGAUAGAGAAAGGCAUGAUAACUUCAUAAAUAUGUUGAAAGGAUUCGUGAUUAGUCAGGCAGCUUAUUCAGAAAAAAUUGGAAAAGAGUGGACAAAAGUGGCAGAGGAGACUAGUCGAUACACCAAAGAUAGUGCUUAAUUCGCCCUGUAAACCAGAUUACCAGCUUCUUCUUCUCUUUGCUUCAUGUUCUAUUCAUUCACACUAGGGGACAAUAAAACAAAUCCAGAGAGAGAGAGAGAGAGAGAGAAAGCAAAUGCGGAAUAUUACAUUUGAGAUUUCACCAAGUCCCAUGUUUAGCUGUAGAGGCCUUUAACUUUAAUGUCUUGUAAAUUUCUUGCCUGAAUUUUGUUGGUGUUUGAGAUGGUUAGUAACCACGAAAUUGCUGAGGGUUAUGUUGCGUCGUCUCUUUCUUUAGUUUUGG
Ipomoea nil (Japanese morning glory) is the source of this 2056-nucleotide messenger RNA. RefSeq names its product sorting nexin 2B-like. The transcript is spliced from 6 exons. The record is from RefSeq and is a predicted model, not a curated record. Gene Ontology annotation, molecular function: phosphatidylinositol binding. The coding region runs from base 94 to 1773 and encodes 559 amino acids. Lineage: Eukaryota; Viridiplantae; Streptophyta; Magnoliopsida; Solanales; Convolvulaceae.